Molecule: messenger RNA, 1764 nt
Organism: Schistocerca gregaria
Lineage: Eukaryota; Metazoa; Arthropoda; Insecta; Orthoptera; Acrididae
Product: von Willebrand factor A domain-containing protein DDB_G0286969-like
Exons: 1
Coding region: 1-1764 (587 amino acids)
Source: RefSeq, a predicted model, not a curated record
AUGCACGUGUGCUGGUGGCAGCUGAGCGUGGCGAUGUUGGCGCUGCCGGUGGUGGUGGGCGUGGUCAUCAUCCUGAUGUUCUUCGCCUGGUGCCCGCUGCUGUGGGCCAAUGUGCCCAAGACGGAGCAGAGCGACUACUACCACACGCCGCUCCGAAUGGUGGGGGCGCUGGCACUCUGGGUGCUGUUUGCCGUCGGCAUCUUCUUCCUCUGGUGGCGCUGCAAGCCCAGAGAGAUGGUCGACGAUUCCACCGAAGUGAUCGUCGAUGAGCCCACCAAAGUGAUCGUCGAUGAGCCUGCCAAAGUGAUCGUCGAUGAGCCCACCAAAGUGAUCAUUGAUGAGCCCACCAAAGUGGUCACCAACAAGCCCACCAAAGUGAUCGCCAAUGAGCCCACCAAAGUGAUCAUUGAUGAGCCGACCAAAGUGGUCACCAACAAGCCCACCAAAGUGAUCGCCAAUGAGCCCACCAAAGUGAUCGUCGAUGAGCCCACCAAAGUGGUCACCAACAAGCCCACCAAAGUGAUCGUCGAUGAGCCUACCAAAGUGAUCGUCGAUGAGCCCACCAAAGUGGUCACCAACAAGCCCACCAAAGUGAUCGUCGAUGAGCCUACCAAAGUGAUCGUCGAUGAGCCCACCAAAGUGAUCAUUGAUGAGCCCACCAAAGUGGUCACCAACAAGCCCACCAAAGUGAUCGUCGAUGAGCCCACCAAAGUGAUCAUUGAUGAGCCCACCAAAGUGGUCACCAACAAGCCCACCAAAGUGAUCACCAAUGAGUCCAAAAAAGUGAUCGUCGAUGAGCCCACCAAAGUGGUCACCAACAAGCCCACCAAAGUGAUCGUCGAUGAGCCCACCAAAGUGAUCAUUGAUGAGCCCACCAAAGUGGUCACCAACAAGCCCACCAAAGUGAUCGCCAAUGAGCCCACCAAAGUGAUCGUCGAUGAGCCCACCAAAGUGGUCACCAACAAGCCCACCAAAGUGAUCGUCGAUGAGCCUACCAAAGUGAUCGUCGAUGAGCCCACCAAAGUGGUCACCAACAAGACCACCAAAGUGAUAGUCGAUGAGCCCACCAAAGUGAUCAUUGAUGAGCCCACCAAAGUGGUCACCAACAAGCCCACCAAAGUGAUCGUCGAUGAGCCCACCAAAGUGAUCGUCGAUGAGCCCACCAAAGUGGUCACCAACAAGCCCACCAAAGUGAUCGUCGAUGAGCCCACCAAAGUGAUCAUUGAUGAGCCCACCAAAGUGGUCACCAACAAGCCCACCAAAGUGAUCACCAAUGAGCCCACCAAAGUGAUCAUUGAUGAGCCCACCAAAGUGGUCACCAACAAGCCCACCAAAGUGAUCGUCGAUGAGCCUACCAAAGUGAUCAUUGAUGAGCCCACCAAAGUGGUCACCAACAAGCCCACCAAAGUGAUCGCCAAUGAGCACACCAAAGUGAUCAUUGAUGAGCCCACCAAAGUGGUCACCAACAAGCCCACCAAAGUGAUCGUCGAUGAGCCCACCAAAGUGAUCAUUGAUGAGCCCACCAAAGUGGUCACCAACAAGCCCACCAAAGUGAUCGUCGAUGAGCCUACCAAAGUGAUCGUCGAUGAGCCCACCAAAGUGGUCACCAACAAGCCCACCAAAGUGAUCGUCGAUGAGCCUACCAAAGUGAUCGUCGAUGAGCCCACCAAAGUGGUCACCAACAAGACCACCAAAGUGAUCGUCGAUGAGCCCACCAAAGUGAUAGCCGACGAGCCUACCAUGAUCCCCGCUGUCGAGGUGUGA